CAGCGGGCAGACGCAAGCGUCAGUGUUGGGCAGCACACAGGUGCGCUGCCACCCGUCGCACAUCUCUCAUCAUAUACCUCCCCGUGUAUUCCCAAGUAUCAUUCCUAAAAAGCCUGCCUUGAUACCACAAUACCACACACCCCCAAUCCCGUAUAUCCCGAGCUUCCUCGCGGCCAUGUCUUUCCUCUUUGCAUGCCUCAUAAAGCCGCUUGCUUACCUCUCCCUCCCCAUCCUCCUCGCGCGCUACAUCCACGACGCCUCACCCGCAGGCCGCUACUAUGUCCGCGUCGGCAUCUACCUCGGCUGCCUCUCGCUCGUCUCCACCGCGGGCGUGUUCAUCGCCGCGGGCAUGUCGCUCAUCGGCCGCCGGGACGAUGUGAACUUUGUCGUCGCGCGGUGCUUCUAUGCGCUCGCGAGCAGGGCGCUUGAUAUCCACGUCGAGAUUGAGGGCGAGGAGCAUCUGCAGGAGGCGCGUCCUGCGCUUAUGGUGUCGAAUCACCAGAGUAUGCUGGAUGUUUUGUUCCUUGCGAGGUCGUUCCCCCGACAAGCCUCCAUCAUGGCCAAGAAAGAGCUGCAAUGGUCCCCGCUCGGCCCGUGGAUGUACAUGUCCGGAGCGGUGUUCAUCGACCGCGGCAACCACGCGCGAGCCCAGCGCUCUCUGGAGGCAGCCGGCGAGGAGAUCAAGCGGCGCGGUGUCUUCCUGCACAUAUUCCCCGAAGGCACCCGGCACAUGCAAGAGGCGCCGGGUCUGCUCCCGUUCAAGAAGGGCGCGUUCAAUCUCGCGGUGCAGGCGCAGAUCCCCGUUGUCCCUGUCGUGUUUGAGAACUAUUGGCGCGGAUACCGCAGCGGCGUCCUCGGGACGGGUACCUUCAAAGUCCGCGUUCUCCCACCCAUUCCUACGGCCGGUCUUUCCAAGGAUGAUGUGGCGGACCUUACGACGCGUGUGCGGGACACCAUGCUGGAGGCGCUUCGCGAUAUCUCGGUUCCAGUGCCUGCAGAAGUCAAAGCUGAUGAACCAUUAGCGAAGACUGGUCUGCCGGCUAAGGAGGAAGUGCCGUCCGAGGCCAGCAAGUCAGCCGAGCAGGUGGUCCCAGUUCCGUCCGCUGAGCCUAGCGAGGGAAGCAGCAGUGAGGCCGCGUCGCCUGACUUGCAUCGCUCGAGGACACUGAAGGAAGGGAGCGAGUACGGGGCAGAGACGGACGACGAGGGGAACGUGCUGAUCGGUCGGACCGGUGCUUGAGGGUGUGUGGGGUUUGUGCUGAGAAGGACGGAUCUUGCUGAGGCGGGCGACGAGGAACAGGUGCCUGUAAUACAUAA
Messenger RNA from Coniophora puteana RWD-64-598 SS2, 1317 nucleotides. RefSeq names its product acyltransferase-domain-containing protein. Gene Ontology annotation, molecular function: 1-acylglycerol-3-phosphate O-acyltransferase activity. The record is from RefSeq and is a predicted model, not a curated record. Gene Ontology annotation, biological process: phosphatidic acid biosynthetic process. Gene Ontology annotation, cellular component: membrane; endoplasmic reticulum. The transcript has 3 exons. NCBI's taxonomy places the organism in Eukaryota, Fungi, Basidiomycota, Agaricomycetes, Boletales, Coniophoraceae. Bases 176 to 1240 code for a protein of 354 amino acids.